Messenger RNA from Microbotryum saponariae, 171 nucleotides. NCBI's taxonomy places the organism in Eukaryota, Fungi, Basidiomycota, Microbotryomycetes, Microbotryales, Microbotryaceae. The record is from the annotation of a GenBank genome assembly.
AUGUCAACGACGACCUCUGACCCCGAGGCGGUCUCUUUCGACCGUUCGUCGCACUCGCACCGCCGAUUCAACCCUCUGACGCGUACAUGGGUGCUUUGUUCGCGUAAGUGGCUUGAAGCUUCUACCCGACCACCCCCGGCCGGAUGUUGGCGUUGGCUACGAAUAACUUGA